Messenger RNA from Trametes versicolor FP-101664 SS1, 1158 nucleotides. RefSeq lists its product as uncharacterized. Lineage: Eukaryota; Fungi; Basidiomycota; Agaricomycetes; Polyporales; Polyporaceae. The coding region runs from base 1 to 1158 and encodes 385 amino acids. The transcript is spliced from 10 exons. The record is from RefSeq and is a predicted model, not a curated record.
AUGUCGUUCACUCAAACCGAAGUCGCUCAUCCCCUCCUUUCCGAAGGCGUUAUCCGUCUUCAGAAUGAGAUGCACGACCACGUCAAUACGCACCCCGAGAUCCAGGAGAAGUUCACGAAGGGCUUGCAAGAAGCGAGCGAGAAGGUCGUGCAUGACGUUCGAGGGCUCAGCAAAUCCAUUCGCGAGAUCCAAGGUGCAUUUUGUGGUAUCAGCAAAGCACUCCACAAGUUCGACGACGAGACCGAUCUUGGUGAGAGUGACGGCCCUUCGCCUCUUAGGCAACGAUGGGAUGGACUACAUGAGGAAUUCGACAUCCUCCUCGAAAAUAGUCGCAAGAACGCUGCUGAUGCGAUAACCGUCCUAGAUACUUACAACAACGUACUCUUCCCGGGAGGUGGCCCGCUGGACCCGACUCAAUACGAUUCCAUCAAGGUAGAAAUUCAGGGGCUCAUCGAGGACGUCGGCAAUGACGGCGACAAAGCGGCGGUCAUAGAGAAGGGGUUCACGGCAUUGGCCCGCAAGAUACGCCAAUUCGAGGACACCGUCGAGGAUACUGUAAUGACGCGAGGUGAAGCUGUCGCCGUGUUGCUGCAGAAUACGCGCGAGGAACUCGCCUCUCUCCGUGUCAAGCUCGCAGCGGUUAAGUCGGAGAUGACGGACAUAGGCCUGGCAUGUGUCGCCUGCCUGUCGGCCGGUGCCAUUUCCGCUGCGUUCCUGUUCUGCGCGCUCUCCCCCACGGCAAUCCAGGCCCUAGUCACCUCCGUCCUUGGUGCUGUUAUCGCCGCGAAGGAGUUUAGGAACAAGUAUAAGGAAUGCAAUGAACUCAAGUCGAGCAUUGAAGAAUGCAAGCUGCGUAUCGCCGAGGAGUGGCAGAAGGACGAGCUCCUCAAACAGUACCACGACGAGCUUGCGAAGUCGAAAUCCGACAUCGAAGAUCUCUGCUUGAAGAUCGACAGCAUCGCGGGCAUCUGGUACUACCUCAAAUCCGACUUUAUUCUCCUGCACUCGCAGCUGUCCAAGGCAGCGGGCCCUGAAAAACCGAUGACAAGGUUCUUCGGGGCGAAGAUCGGGAGGUCCCGCGAACUCUAUGUGAAGCUGCAGUAUCUCCUGGAAGAAUACGUUAGAGGCGUCUCGGUGGCUGAUGAAGCCGUGGCUUAG